AUGAUAGAAAAAGAGGAAUCUUUGUAAUAUCAAAUGGUAAUCUAAAUAAUUGGUUCUUUAUUACUAUUUUAGAAACUCUAGAAUAGAAACUUGAUGCAGAGAGGUAGUAAUUUCAACAAUAAAAUGGAUUAAUCUAUAAAGUCUUUGAAUUUAACGAAGAUCUCUGAAACACCAAAAUAAGGUGGUAGUAUGUCUGGGAAUAAUUCUUACAGACCUUAGAAGGGAGUUGCAAUGUAGUAAUAAUUGAUUCCUAAGGAUCUUAAUGACAGCUUCAAUUAAGCUAAUGCAGAAGCUAAUAGCAACUCUAACAUGUCUAAAACUGAAUUUGACCCUUAACAUAUGACAAUAAAUAACGAAAGACAAAGCAGUAUGUACUUUUCUCAAAAUAUCAACAACCGUGGACAUGAAUCAUAAAUGAGUUAGCAGACUCAGAAACAAUUAAUGCAUAAGGAAGUUAUUGAGGAGUAGGAUGAUGAAUAUAAUCUGUAUACAUCUUAAUGUAAGCAUGAUAGCAGCUCUACUCCUUAACCUGAAAGCUCUUAUAAUUAGGAAAAAUCUCUGGUUUAUGAAAUUCAAUCAAAAUGCUAGGAUGAGAGGCUUAGAAUUAUUUUAGAAAAAUUCAUUCAAGACAAAUAUCAGCAAGACAUACCUGAUAAACUUACUUCGACAUAAUAAAAAGAAUUGCAUCAAAUUGUAGCUUAUAUAAACUAAGUCCAUAGUUAAACCAAUGAAUGUACUUUCCAUCCAACUAUCAAUCCCAAGACAAAGUAGAUUUUAGAUAAAAAAGCAGAGCAAUAGCAACAGUAAUUAUAACUAGAGCAAUCUUAAAAGAUUUAUUAGCAAGAUCUCCAACCUUUAUCCUAAACUUAAUCAUAAUAAUAACUAUCCCUUUCAACAAUGAAGAAUGCAAACUUGCAUGAAAGAUUGCAUAAAGAAGGUGAACUAAAGAAGAUGAAUAUGAAUAGAUAUCAAGAAGUAAGAUCAUUGAAUAUGAUGGCGGAAUGUACCUUUUCUCCCAAAACAAACUCACCUGCCUCAUGUGAGAAAACCAAGUCUCCUUCACUUUCAAUAAAUAGACUUCAUUAUCAAGAGAUCUAAAUAAGGAAUGAUAAAUAAUCAAAGAAAGAGGCUGAGAAAAUUGAUAAGUUUAAGCAGGAUUAUACUUUCAAACCAGAAAGAACUAAGACAAAGAAGCUUGACUCAUUCCUUGUAAAGUAAAACAAAGAAAAUGAGGAUAGAUAUGAAAGACUUUAUCGUGGCUAUGUAGAAAAAGCAGAUAGAUUAGAGCAUAAAAGGUAAAUCUAAGAUGAACUUGAAAAAUCACAGAUGAAUAGAGUAUCAAGAUCAAAGUCAAUAAAGCGAAGAUAAAAUGAACUUUAAACCAUUUCAAACAAUUUAACUAGCUUUAAUCCUUAGCAAACUUAAUAGAUUAUUAGAGGGCAUAUGCAUAAUAAGAGUACCAGUGGAUUCAUGUCUCCAGCGAAUCAGUACUAUUAAUAACAAUAAAAGGCAAAUCCAACAUUAUCAUCAGCAAAUAGCUUUCAAGUAUUAUCUCAUGUCCCAAGUGCAAACUAAGACACCUUCAGUAGACUCUAUCAAAAUGCUCAAAUUACAAAGAAGAAAAAAGAAAAACUUAGACAUACAAUUGAUUAAGAACUUGGCAUUAGCUUUUCACCGAAGAUAUUCAAAUCUCCCAGCAAGCUAAAGAUGCCUAGUCCUUAAUCUAGUGUUAUAGAAAGAAAUGAAGAAUUCUUGCGCAAUAAAAUUAUGAAGAUUUAGAUCAAGGAAGAGCAGAAAUAUUAAAACUGCACAUUUGAACCAAAACUUGUUUCAAAGAGAAAUCAUAAAAAUAAUCUAUAAAGCAAUAAUAUUCAUAGCAUCACUAGCUCAAACAAUACUUCGUAAGUUGGAGAUAGACUAUACUAGAGUGCUAUUUAAAUUGAGGAAAAAAAGAAUAAAAAGAGAUUGGAAUUAGAAUAGAAGAUGAAGUAGUAGUAUUUAAAAAUUAGAUAGAGUGCACAUAUUCAUUGA
Molecule: messenger RNA, 2031 nt
Organism: Stylonychia lemnae
Lineage: Eukaryota; Ciliophora; Spirotrichea; Sporadotrichida; Oxytrichidae
Source: the annotation of a GenBank genome assembly